Messenger RNA from Gymnogyps californianus (California condor), 1560 nucleotides. RefSeq names its product Wnt family member 5A (gene WNT5A). The transcript has 5 exons. Gene Ontology annotation, cellular component: extracellular region. NCBI's taxonomy places the organism in Eukaryota, Metazoa, Chordata, Aves, Accipitriformes, Cathartidae. Gene Ontology annotation, molecular function: frizzled binding; cytokine activity. The coding region runs from base 277 to 1434 and encodes 385 amino acids. The record is from RefSeq and is a predicted model, not a curated record. Gene Ontology annotation, biological process: canonical Wnt signaling pathway; neuron differentiation; cell fate commitment.
AAUUACUGCGAUUGCUGAUGGACCUUGGAAAGAAGGCUGCACUGGUGCCCCGCUCCGCAGUCGGACACGCUCAGCCUGCGCCGGACAGAGCGACCGCUCGCCCGCCGCCCCCCGCCAGCUCCGCGGGCCCCCGCGCUCCCCCGGCAGCCGCCGCCGUCCGCUGCUUGGGAGGAUACCGCCCGGCUCCCGCGAUCCAGGAUUUUACUUUCGCCUCGCCCUUUUCCCUCCUGCUCUGCUUGGAUUACUUGGCUGCUCUCGCUCGGUGAUCCCGCGGCAAUGGAGAAAUCCACUGCAGUAUUAAUCCAAGGAGGUGCUUUGGGGACAGUUGGCAGUACAAUGGCUUCUCAGUACCUCGUAGUGGCUCUGGCCGUUUUCUCCUCUUUUACCCAGGUUGUAAUAGAAGCCAGCUCUUGGUGGUCUUUAGGGAUGAACCCUAUGAACCCCAUGAACCCCGUUCAGAUGUCAGAGGUAUAUAUAAUAGGAGCCCAGCCACUAUGUAGCCAGCUAGCAGGGCUUUCCCAAGGACAGAAGAAACUCUGCCAAUUGUAUCAGGACCAUAUGCAGUUCAUUGGAGAGGGUGCAAAGACGGGCAUUAAGGAGUGCCAGUAUCAGUUCAGACAUAGAAGAUGGAAUUGCAGCACUGUGGACAACAACUCUGUUUUUGGCAGAGUCAUGCAGAUAGGCAGCCGGGAGACGGCCUUCACCUACGCAGUGAGCGCGGCUGGGGUGGUCAACGCCAUGAGCCGUGCCUGCCGGGAGGGUGAGCUCUCCUCCUGUGGCUGCAGCCGAGCAGCACGGCCCAAGGACUUGCCCCGGGACUGGCUUUGGGGUGGCUGCGGGGAUAACAUCGAAUACGGAUACCGCUUCGCCAAGGAGUUCGUUGAUGCCCGGGAGCGUGAGAGAGUUUACCAGAGAGGCUCCUAUGAGAGCGCCCGCAUCAUGAUGAACCUGCACAACAACGAGGCCGGGAGAAGAACUGUGUACAACCUGGCUGACGUGGCCUGUAAGUGCCACGGCGUCUCUGGUUCCUGUAGCCUGAAGACCUGUUGGCUGCAGCUUGCCGAUUUCCGCAAGGUAGGCGAUGCCCUGAAGGAGAAAUACGAUAGCGCUGCUGCCAUGAAACUCAACAGCCGGGGCAAGCUGGUGCAAGUGAACAGCCGCUUCAACGCACCCACCAUCCACGACCUGGUCUACAUCGAUCCCAGCCCUGACUACUGCGUGCGCAACGAGAGCACCGGGUCCCUGGGCACGCAGGGCCGCCUUUGCAAUAAGACCUCGGAGGGCAUGGACGGCUGUGAACUCAUGUGCUGUGGCCGGGGGUACGACCAGUUCAAGACGGUGCAGCGAGAGCGCUGCCACUGCAAGUUUCACUGGUGCUGCUACGUGAAAUGCAAGUUGUGCACAGAGAUCGUGGACCAAUUUGUGUGCAAAUAGGGGACGGACGAGGUGGGAGGAACUGAAGCCACCUGCCAGCAAGGGGUGCAGGCUCCUCUCCCUUUCCACAGGACUAUCUCCACUUUAUUUAUAGAGUCCAACGAGUUGUCGUCUUCUUUUAAAAAA